AUGAGCAGAAAUAUCCGCACAUUGCAUAAUAUGCCAAAAGAUGAUCACGACAGUGGUGAAGAGUCGGAUGGUGGCGAACGGCAAGGUUUCUUCGUUGGCGGCUCCGAGCACAGUGGACAGCAAGUGCUAGGCCCCGAGAGACCUGGACGUGCUAGCAUAGCUGAACGUGUCUUUGAUGCAGCCAGACAACAUGGAGCUGAGGCACUCAAUUCAAGUGACCUUUCGCCGAGGCCUCGGCAUGGUCGUACUGGAGGUGGUGGAGUACGCUUAGGAGAGUACCCUGUGGAUGAUGGCAGUAGCGGAGAAAGUGACACUGGCGAGCAUGAGGAGGUUGUUGUUGAGCUGUUCAUGUGGGAAAAUGGUUUCUCCAUUGAUGACGGACCAUUACGCUCUUUCGAAGAUCCAGAGAGUCAACAGUUCCUUCAGAGCAUAAUGCAGGGCCGUGUACCAGCAGAACUGCUGGCAGCUCAUCCUCGCCGACGUAUCGACUUGCGUAUGCAAAAACGCACAGGACCCUACGAGCCCCCGAAGUUGAAGCCAUUCCAGGGAGCAGGAGCACGUCUUGGAGCCGUAGUACCGCAAAUUGUGUCGUCCGCACCAGCACCAUCUUCUUCUGCGAGCGCAGAUUCUGUGGACAACAUUGCGAAAGCACAAGCGGAAUUGAAUGUAGAUGAGAAUUCUCCUGUUACUCAGGUGCAAAUUCGUCUCCCAAACGGGCAACGUGUUAGCGGGAAAUUCAAUCAGGCGCAUACAGUUGGGGCGAUUAGAAACUUCCUGGUCACUGCCUAUCCAGACAUGGCUGCUACAGCUUUUCAACUUAUGACAACGUUUCCGAAUAGGGUAAUCGAUGAUGAAUCUGUCGACCUUAAAGAUGCUGGACUUAUCAAUGCCGUUGUGAUGGGCCUGAAAGAAUAUUUGGGUAUUGAGAAGUUACAGAAGCUUGGAAGAAUUAAUUAA
Molecule: messenger RNA, 957 nt
Organism: Cooperia oncophora
Lineage: Eukaryota; Metazoa; Nematoda; Chromadorea; Rhabditida; Trichostrongylidae
Source: the annotation of a GenBank genome assembly